Messenger RNA from Frieseomelitta varia, 4371 nucleotides. RefSeq lists its product as uncharacterized. The transcript has 2 exons. The record is from RefSeq and is a predicted model, not a curated record. Lineage: Eukaryota; Metazoa; Arthropoda; Insecta; Hymenoptera; Apidae. The coding region runs from base 871 to 1473 and encodes 200 amino acids.
AAUUAUCAAAAUUUGUAAUCUCCGUAGCUGAAAGUAGCGACACGGAAAUCCAUCGUUGCAACGACACAGAGUGUCAAAAAUCAGAACUUCGAAAUCAGAAUUUCGAAAAGAAAUCGUUUUCGAAAUUUUGGAACACAGUUGCAUAGUGUUAAAACCAGAAAAUCGUACAGAAUCCUGGCAGUGUUUCCGGAAUGGGGAGCACGAGAAGGAGAAAAUGAGAAGAGAAAAAAAGAACGCCCAAAGAGUUGACACGCACACGGUAGAAAAUAAUUACGCGGCGCAUGGGCGGCUCUCGUUCGUCGAACCAGCUUUCCAUCCUCCGUCUUCGUUCGUCUCACAAUUUCGCGGACAAAACAGCGUGUAUCGUUUGCCGGCCGUGACUCGUCGUGACUCGGAAAUUACGGUUCGUGAUACGUUUGGAAAUCGAGAUGUACACGCGUGCAACAAUCAUUGUACGACACGCUCGCGAUUUCUGUUGACCGGCAAACCGUUCAUUACGCGAUCUUGUGUGCAUGUGUGUGGCGUGGCGUGCCGCGUGCAGGGAAAAUCUUAGCACGCAUGGUUCGAGUAAAAACCAGGGUGUCCGUAACGUGGGUUUCAACGUGGUGGUGCGACGUGGGAAAACGACCUCGCGCAGGAACAUAGUUGAAACAAUGUUUCGAGCACGAGCGCGACGAGGGCCGAGCGAACAGACGAUGACGAGGAGAUGACAGCUGAAAUUGCUGCGAAUUGACGGUACGUGGAAGCGAACGAGACCGCUCUCGGGCAAUUUCCUUUCUGAUCGAUUUAAGAUCCGUCUGUUUUACAGUGUUGUUAACUGAAACUGCGACCAACCACGCUGGCUCAUUAACGACCGUGCAGCGAAAUAACAUGGCUGAGGUUGCAUACACGCUCGCGGCUUUGCGAAAAAGAAGGACGUUGUCGGUCGAUUUUCUACCGAGAGCGAGGAACACCGUCGUGGAAUUAAAUUCGAGAGGAGAUUCAUUGGCUCGCGAGCGAAGGUGGUUCGUGACGUAUCAGGCAGAGCCGCACGAAGUUUCCACGGCAACUGGAUUUUCCUGGCAGACCGAGGACGGCCGCGCGGAUUGGCCGGGCGAUCUCGCAGGAAACGGUGCCGGGAAAGACGAAACCGGAAGCGGUGAGCUGCGAACGCGGAGCCCGCACGAAAUUGCCGCUAGCUCGUUCGUCUGUACGAGCCAGACGAAUGGAAUUUCCGCUCGGGAGUUGGGCAGUUUGCUCGUUUUUCAAGGACGGGCCAAGGAAACGCCAAGAUCUCGCGCUCUCUCCGAAUCGCGAAUCGCGCCCGAUCGAAGAGAGCGUUUUAAUAGGAAUUCGGCGUUCAAUUCGAUUUCUUACUCGUUACGUUUUUCAGCCAAUUCAGGCAGAUUGCGAAGCGAAAUAAAACGCGAGGUCUUUUUCAAGGAAAAAGCGCGCAAACGCCGGAAGAGCAAGAGCUUCUCCAGCCUUCUUUGAAACUUUGUCAAUCUUCGGUGGUAUUAAUAACUCUUGCGCUAGUAACUGGUUCGCGGACCAUAACGAGUGACCAAGCCGUAUACGAUAAUUCGUUUUCUUUUCGAAUUCAUCGGUAUAUCGCUGGAUAGAAAUUACUAAGAAGUGAUAAAUUUAUUAUUCGUAUUGCCUGGAUAAUAUUUCGGCAUACUUGAAACUGAGAAAAUAUUGCAAUUUUGGACCAAAUAUUCUCGACUCGCGAAAGACCGAGAGGGAGUCUCAAUUGAUUCCUUUGCAUCUGCGAGUCAAGUAUUUAUAUUUCGUGGAAGCACGCUUCGAUCAGCUUCCUAGCUGGCCUCGCCACGAAUUUGAACAUUUCACAAACAUCUAAAUAUAGCAGAUAACACACGCUGAUAGACAGAAGCAGGUGUAACAACUAUCAAUCGAUUUUAGAUUUUAAGGGUGACCUUAUACUCCCUUAAUAGAAACCUAUAGUUUUUCUUUGAUACCAUCCGACACUGACCUUUAUCCUUUGGAAACACUAACAAUAAGUGGCACGCGUCAUCGUCGGUGACCCACGCUAGAAAACUCUCAGCCGCAAGAGACGAAAGACACGAAGGAUUCUUCAAAUUCCAUCAGAAUUAACCUCGGAUAGAAGAAAUAUAUAUACCUAAGUCCUUCGAUGAUCCAUCUCUCUCUCUAGAGUUUCUUUUAUUUCAACCGGCAGAGUGUUCGGGCGGCAGAGUUUCGAUCGAUCUGUUUCUGAGGCGAGCGUAACGUCGGAAUUGUAACGAAAUUGAACAACGAGUAAAAUAUAUCGAUAUAUAUAUAUAUAUAUGUCCCGGGAGACCGUUGGGAAAGUGGACGACGAGGUCUAAGUCUGGAGAAAUCGCGGCAGGCUGGCUGGCACGAUUUAGUGCGCGUUUCUAUUGCGCGCGCGAAAACGCACAACGGCCACGCAACGUGUACGCAAUUUCUCUUUGUCCGAGUCCGAGGCCUGGCCCGUUGCCUUCUUCUUCCUCCCCCUCCACCGCUUCUUCUUCAUCCUCUUCUCCUUCUCCGCCUCUUCUCGGUCAAAUUCUUUCUAUCGCUCGGUAUCUCUCUUCAAACUUGUGUUGGUCAUUGUAGCGAAGGGGUUCACCAGGUCCCUUCGUGUUCCCGGAGACCCCUUUCCAAGUCGAGGGUCCUCCGAUGGAUUUAUGACAGAAAAUACACGCGAUAAAACGGCGCUGGAACACACUCGCAAAAAUACGACCGUUCAGAAGUUAUGCGGAAAAUGAGGCCGGCUACCGGUCGCCGGUUUGAAUUAAACGGCGUGUCACACGGCGUUUAAACAACUUCCAUUCUUCUUCUUUUUCAUUUUUUUCUUUUUGUUUUCAGUUGGAACAAUUUGAAUUUCUACAAAGAGGGUAUUGAUAAAUAAUUUUUAGGGAAGAAAUAAUUGGAGUUGCCGUGUGUCAGUGAAGUAACUUGGGACGAGCGAGGCAUUGAACAAUAAUGGGAGAAAGAGAAUCGAUAUUCGUAGGUUCUUUUAUUUCAUUUAUCAACUUACGUUUCUACGGAGGGAGUAUUUAAGGGAGUAUUUAUUGGAGAAAGAGAAUCGAUAUUCGUAGGUUUUUUUAAUUUAAUUUAUUAACUUGGGCAGUAAAUGGGUGUAAAUCGCAAUUACUUUGUUUUAAUGUCAGUUUUAAAACAAUUUUUAAGGAAGAAAUAGUUGGAAUGGCGGGUCGCCAAAGUAACUUGGGACUUAAAUAAAGGAAUUAAAUGAUAAUGGGAGAAAUCGAUAUUUGUAAGUUUCUUUCGAUUUAAUUCGGUAAUUUAAAUCUCCGCGAAGAGAGAUUUAAGAUUAUUAAGAAAAUUCCUAUUACAAUAUUAAUUUUUUCUUCGACUAGCUUCGACAAUUUUUAGCGAAGAAAUAAUUGAAAUUGUAUUACAGCAGCUUGACACGAGUCACUAAACGCUAAUGGAAGAAAGAUUAUAUAGGUUUUCAAUUAAUUCAUCUUCUAUCGAUGAGUGUCUCUCAAUCUUACUUGUCCCUUGUCGAAAAUCUCACGAAAAUCCACCGCAUUUCCUACGAAACGAAUGUUUCUUUCUCUCGAACAGGCCACGAACAAAAGUUCCAAGAGCGUCGUGAAUCACCGGUCGCGCGAAAAUUCGUCCCAUGCAAAUGGUCGAGUCGAUUCGACGGGGCCCGCGCGUGGAUCCUUUCCUUUUUCUUCGUUCGACCGUGCUUCUCCGCAGGUAAGGGUUGCGUAAAGACGGCCCGGUGAAUUUAUAACGUAAAAUACACGCAAUAAAAUCGAGGCUACCGAGCGCCGGGAACACCAAUACUCACGCAAUAAAACAGACCCGCCGGCGUACUUCCGUCACCCGUUUCUGGAACCUCCUGCCUGCCUGCCUGCCUGCUUGCUUGUUCGUCCUUUAAACUUCAAACCAUCGCCGCGAUUUAAAUAUUAUCUUGUAAAAGGGGAUGGGUUUAAUACAUUUAUAAUUGUACACGGGAGUGUCAGGGCGGGGCCGGGUCAUCGGUCGGACAUCAGUGACCCUUCUGGAUGACCUCCGCAAGGGUCAUCGUCCACCGUCGUCUUGUAACCUUUUCUUUUUAUUCUUCUUCUUCUUCUUCUGUUUCGAAGCAAGAAGGGGACCUCGAUCACUUCACUUGGAAACUAUCGAGUCGAUCGAGCGAAAUUUAGGGCACGGGCCUUACCGGUUUCUCGGUUUGCUGCCCCCUCCUUUUGCGUACGUCGGGCCGAGGGGCUGCUCCUUCGGGGUGGUCAUCGGGAGAAACGUGUCAAACGGACCGACGUCGUGUCAGCGUCCUCGUGUUAUCACGAGAUUAUUCUGGAUGACCGACGAGCAUUUCCUUUUCCUUUAGAAAAGAUUUAUUGCAACUUGGGUUAUUUUUUUUUUUCUUUCGGAAGU